This is a messenger RNA of Paramormyrops kingsleyae, 934 nucleotides long. It is a transcript of the gene ndufs3, whose product is annotated as NADH:ubiquinone oxidoreductase core subunit S3. Gene Ontology annotation, molecular function: NADH dehydrogenase (ubiquinone) activity. NCBI's taxonomy places the organism in Eukaryota, Metazoa, Chordata, Actinopteri, Osteoglossiformes, Mormyridae. Gene Ontology annotation, cellular component: respiratory chain complex I. The record is from RefSeq and is a predicted model, not a curated record.
CAUGAAUCCACAGGAAGCGCCGUAACCUUGUGUUGCAGUACUUCUUCCGGUUAAGUAUGGCGUCCUCUCUGCUUCGAUUCUUUCGUGGAGGGUUUAACACAUCCUCUAACAUUGUCAAUCGAAGAUUGGCGAUCGGGCUUGCGAGGUCUGAGACCACAGCAGCGGAGACGAGACCCACCGUAAGGCCCAAGGAUGCUGUCACCCACAAGCAGCUCUCAGCUUUUGGGGAAUAUAUUGCGGAAAUUCUACCCAAAUAUGUGCAACAAGUCCAGGUGACGUGUUUCAAUGAGCUGGAGGUGAUGAUUCACCCAGAUGGUGUCAUCCCAGUGCUGACCUUCUUGCGGGACCACACCAACGCCCAGUUCAAGAACAUGGCAGACCUUACUGCUGUUGAUGUGCCAACUCGCCAGAAUCGCUUUGAGAUUGUGUACAACCUCCUAUCGCUGCGCUACAACUCCCGCAUCCGUGUGAAGACCUACACAGAUGAGCUGACCCCUGUGGACUCAUCUGUCUCCGUUCACCAGGCUGCCAACUGGUAUGAGCGUGAGGUGUGGGACAUGUACGGGGUUUUCUUUGCAAACCAUCCAGACUUGAGAAGGAUCCUCACUGAUUACGGGUUUGAAGGGCAUCCCUUCAGAAAGGAUUUCCCCCUGUCAGGAUACGUGGAAGUGCGGUACGAUGAUGAGGUGAAACGUGUCGUGGCAGAGCCUGUGGAGCUGUCCCAGGAGUUCCGGAAGUUCGACCUGAACAGUCCCUGGGAGGUGUUCCCAGCUUAUCGCCAGGACGUGGACACUGGCAAGCUGGAGGCUGGAGAUAACAAACCGGAAAGCAAAUGAUUCUGUUUGACUGCCGUUCUCAACUUUAACGUCAAACCAUAAAAAAAGGGUACAUGGUUCUCCCUGCUAUCUAUGUAAAUAAAGUGGAUAAUAUGAAA